Gallus gallus (chicken) is the source of this 2034-nucleotide messenger RNA. RefSeq names its product stress induced phosphoprotein 1 (gene STIP1). Gene Ontology annotation, molecular function: Hsp90 protein binding. The record is from RefSeq and is a predicted model, not a curated record. NCBI's taxonomy places the organism in Eukaryota, Metazoa, Chordata, Aves, Galliformes, Phasianidae.
GGCAGGCGCGGAGCGGAGCGGGUUGGGAACGGCGGCGCCAUGGAGGAGGCGCAGGCUCUGAAGGAGCGGGGCAAUCAGGCUCUGGCAGCGGGGGACAUCGGCGCAGCGGUGCGGCACUACACGGCGGCCAUCGCCCUCGACGCCCACAACCACGUCCUGUACAGCAACCGCUCGGCUGCCUACGCCAAGCAGGGCGACUACAGCCGCGCCCUGGCUGAUGCCUGCCGCACCAUUGAGCUGCGCCCCGACUGGGCCAAGGGCUACUCACGCAAGGCAGCGGCGCUGGAGUUCCUGAACCGCUUUGAGGAGGCCAAGGCCACGUAUGAGGAGGGGCUGAAGCACGAGCCUGGCAACGCACAGCUGCGGGAGGGGCUGCACAACAUGGAGGCCAGGCUGGCCGAGCGGAAACUGCUGAACCCCUUCAGUGUCCCCAACCUCUACGCCAAGCUGGAGGCGGACCCCCGGACGCGGGCGCUGCUGGGGGACCCCAGCUACCGGGAGCUGCUGGAGCAGCUGCGCACACAGCCCGCCGAGCUGGGCACGAAGCUGCAGGACCCCCGGGUGAUGACGACACUCAGCGUUCUCCUGGGGGUGGAUCUGAGUGGGGCUGAGGAGGAGGAGGAAGCCAUGUCCCCCCCGCCGCCCCCACCCCCCCCUCGGCCCGACCCGCGCCCUGAGCCCAUGCAGCAGGACCUCCCUGAGAACAAGAAGCAGGCGCAGCGGGAGAAGGAGCUGGGCAACGAGGCCUACAAGCGGAAGGACUUCAGCACUGCCCUGGCACACUACGACCGCGCCGAGGAGCUGGACCCCACCAACAUGACCUACAUCACCAACCAGGCUGCUGUCUACUUCGAGAAGGGCGACUACAACCGGUGCCGUGAGCUGUGCGAAAAAGCCAUCGAGGUGGGCCGGGAGAACAGGGAGGACUACAGGCAGAUCGCCAAAGCGUACGCCCGCAUCGGCAACUCGUACUUCAAGGAGGAGCGCUACAAGGAUGCUGUGCACUUCUACAACAAGUCCCUGGCCGAGCACCGCACGCCCGACGUGCUCAAGAAGUGCCAGCAGGCGGAGAAGAUCCUGAAGGAGCAGGAGCGGCUGGCGUACAUCGACCCCAACCUGGCGCUGGAGGAGAAGAACAAAGGCAACGAGUGCUUCCAGAAAGGGGAUUACCCCCGUGCCAUGAAGCACUACACCGAGGCCAUCCGGCGCAACCCGCAUGAUGCCAAGCUGUACAGCAACCGUGCUGCCUGCUACACCAAGCUGCUGGAGUUCCCGCUGGCGCUGAAGGACUGCGAGGAAUGCAUCCGCCUGGAGCCCACCUUUAUUAAAGGCUACACCCGGAAAGCGGCAGCCCUGGAGGCCAUGAAGGACUACAGCAAAGCCAUGGACGUGUACCAGCGCGCCCUGGACCUCGAUGCCAACUGUAAGGAGGCUGCUGAGGGUUACCAGCGCUGCCUGCUGGCUCAGUACAACCGCAACGACAACCCCGAGGAGGUGAAGCGGCGCGCCAUGGCCGACCCCGAGGUGCAGCAGAUCAUGAGCGACCCCGCCAUGCGCCUCAUCCUCGAGCAGAUGCAGAAGGACCCCCAGGCCCUCAGCGAGCACCUGAAGAACCCCGUCAUUGCCCAGAAGAUCCAGAAGCUGAUGGACGUCGGGCUGAUCGCCAUCCGGUGAUGUCACCGUGUCCGAGUGUGCCCCCCUCCCCCCCCCAACGCCCAUGGGAGACCCCCCCCAAAAAAAUUGGGGGAGGGGCAGGGAGGGGGGGUGAGGUGGAAGGGAACCCCACCUGGGAAGCAGCCCCCCUCCCAUCGCCUUGGGGCUACCAGAGAUGCUGCAGCCCCCAUGUGGGGGGUCUUGGUGUCCCCACAAGGGGGGGGGGGGGGGGGGUUGGAGUUUUGGGGGGGGGGGAGGGGGAGGGGGAGGUGGGGUGUUGUCCCCUCUUCCCCUUCUCCUCCUCCUCCCCUCCCCCCACAAAAAAAAACCCUGUUGUCUCGGUUUUGGGUCGCCGCGGCCCCAAUAAAGAGCGGAGCAGUU